Molecule: messenger RNA, 7974 nt
Organism: Eimeria maxima
Lineage: Eukaryota; Apicomplexa; Conoidasida; Eucoccidiorida; Eimeriidae
Exons: 10
Coding region: 1-7974 (2657 amino acids)
Biological process (GO): regulation of transcription by RNA polymerase II
Cellular component (GO): SWI/SNF complex; nucleus
Molecular function (GO): transcription coregulator activity
Source: RefSeq, a predicted model, not a curated record
AUGGAAGACUUCGCAGCAGAAGACUUUCCCCGCGCUGCUCCUAUUAGGAAGCAGGAGAAGCAGCGGGGAGACACAAAACAGCGAGGAGGCAGCAGCAACCGCAGCAGCAGCAGCAGCAUCAGCAAGGGUAAGACUGGGGACAGCAGCAGCAAGGAAUCUUCUUCCUCUCGGUCUCAGCUAUCCUUCCCUUUCCUAAAUUAUGCAGCAGCAGCAGCAGGAGGAGAGCAGCAGCAGCAGCAAGAUGAUGCUGAGGAAACCUAUGGGUUAACAGGCAGCAAUACAGACACAGCAGCAGCAGCAACAGCAGCAGCAGCAGCAAUUCGUUGCCCCUUAAAGGAAGGGGCGCUGCUGCUUGCUGCUGUUGCAGAGAUUCAUACAAAUGAGUUGCUGCUGCAGCUGCCUUAUGGUCUUGUGGGGUAUGUACACCGUACGCAUACCUUAGAGCUGCAGCAGCAGCAGCAGCAGCAGCAGCAGCAGCAGCGAAAGUUAAAAGGCGGACAGCAGCAGCAGCAGCAGGAAACAGCGUAUAAGCAGCAGCUGUUGCAGCGUUUCUUCGUUGGGCAGCUGCUUCCUUGUGUUGUCAUUAGUACCCCUGGCAGCAGCAGCAGCAGCAGCAACAGCAGCAGCAGCAGCAGCAACAGUGUGUAUGAGCUGUCUCUGCGUCCCUCCUUAUGUAAUGCAGGACUCUCGCUGCAGCUGCUGCAGCAAGGAAUGUUGCUGCCAGCAACUGUCUCCUCUGUAGAGGAGCACGGUUUGCUGCUGUGUUUUGGUCUGCAGCAGCAGCAGCAAGGCAGCAGCAGCAGCAGCAGCAGUGGUGGUAUUCGUGCCUUCCUACCGCAGCCGCAGCACCAGCUGCUGCAGCAGCAGCACAACAUGCAGCUGCUGCAGGGAUCUAUUAUCCCUGUUGUGCUGCAGGAGGUAAAUAAGGCAGCAAGUACUAUUAUAUGUGCAGCAGCAACAGCAGCAGACACAGCAGCAGCAACAGCAGCAGCAGGACCUCUACUCUCCCCUAUAGGACUGCAGCAGCAGCUAGCUUAUGAUAGCCUAAGGCCUGGUCUGCUGCUGGAGUGUCGUGUGCAGCGGCCAAUAAUGCAUGCAGCAGCAGCAGCAGCAGCAAAGAGGAGGAAAGGAGGAGAAGAUAGCAGCAGCAGCAGCAGCAGCAGCAAGAAGGGGGUAACAGCAGCAGAACUCCCCUGCAUGCAAGGGCUGCAGCUGCGGUGUCUGCACAGCAUGACAGCAGUUGUGCUGCACCCCCACAUAACACAUCCUGCGCUGCUGCAGCAGCAGCAGCAACAGCAGCAGCAGCUGCAGCUGCUGGCACCCAGCAGCAAGAAGGCCAAGCAAGGAGACAAACCGCAGCAGAUCCUUGCUGACGAAGACAGCAGCAGCAGCAGCAGCAGCAGCAGCAUGAUAACAGAGGACAAGCUGCAGCAGCAGUUUGAUAAACAGCUGCUGCAGCUAUUUAACCCACAGCAGCAGCAGCAGCAGCAGCAGCAGCAGCAGCGUGUAUAUGCAAGAAUAAUUGGUUUGCUGCCUCAGCAGCGGGUAAUUUAUGUGUCUUUGCUGCCGCAUAUUGUUGGGUGGCAGCAGCAGCAGCAGCUGCUGCUGCUGCCUCCUCAUUUGCUGCUGCCAGGUACAAAGAUUAAGACACCUUUGCCUAUCCUUAAGAGCAGCAGCAGCAGCAGCAGCAGCAGCAGCAGCAGCAGCGCAGCAAAUACAGACGGGCAGCGCGCUCUGCUGCCCCUUUAUAAGCUGCAGCAGCAGCUGCUGCUGCAGAAUAACAGCAGCGACAAGGAUGAUGAGGAUCUUGCUGCUGCUGCUGCUGCAGCAGCAGCAGCAGCACCCGAUAGCAGCAGCAGCAGCAGGAUUGCUCAGUUUGCUGUUGUGCGUAUCCCUCCAACGUUUGACGUCAGCAGCAGCAGCAGCAGCAGCAGCAAGAGGAAGAGGGAGCAGCAGUUGCAGCAGCAGCGGCAGCACAUUAGCCGCUGCCGUGUCUUGUUUAUUCAUUGGUUAGAUCUAGAAGUUAUUGCUGCUGCUGCUGUGCAGCAGCAGCAGCAGCAGCAGCAGCAGGAGCUGCUGCUGUCUCCCUUAGAGGUACCUCCAGGGUCUCUUCUUAAGGGAACGGUUAUUAAGGCUAUUAAGAUACACAGCAGCAGCAGCAGCAGCAGCAGCAGCAGCAGCAAACAUAAGCUGCUGCAGCAGCAGCAGCAAAUGCAACCACAACGUGUUGAGCAGCAGCAAAUGGGGCUGCUUAUUCGCGAUGUGCCGCUGCAGCAGCUGCCUAAGGAUGCAGCAGCAGGAGCAGCAAUUAGUGUCCGUGUGCUGCGGCAGUUUUGCUGCAGCAGCUGUGAUUUUAUUGAGUCAUCUGCUGCUGCUGCUGCUGCUGUCCUUAGUGGCUGCUGCACCAAUCGUAUGAACCCACAGCAGCAGCAGCAGCAGGAGCAGCUGCAGCUGUACCCUGUUAGCAGCAGCAGCAGCAGCAGCAGCAGCAUAUUUACUGCCUUUGAGAGGGGUAUGCUUGCUGCUGCUCUUAUGACGAUGGGGGGAGGAGGCAGCAGCAGGUUGCUGCUGGCUAGCAGCAAAGUGUUGCGGCAGCUGCAGUCUCCUUUGCUGCCACGUCUGCUGCAGCCAUCUGCUGCUGUAGCUGCUGCUGCUGCUAUGGGUAUGCUGCAGCAGCAGCAGCUGCAGCAGCAAAAGAUACGGCCUGUUGUAGAAAGAGGAAAAGUUCUUCUUGGCUACGUUAGCGAGAUCAAGACAGUGCAGCACAUAAGGCAACAGCAACAGCAGCAGCAGCAGCAGCAGCAGCAGCAGCGGCAGCAGCAGCAGAUAGUGCUGCGCUUCUUUGGUCCUUUUAAGGCUGUGCUGCCAGCAGCAGAUGUUGCAGCAGCAGAAGCAAAUGGCAAAGAAUUCAAACUAGGAACUCUUGUUAAGGUGGCGGUGACUUCUGUAUGCCUAUCUCGCGGUACAUUAGAGGUGACUACAGACAUAACUGCAGCAGCAGCAGCAGCAGCAGCUGGAGGCGACAGCAGCAGCAGCAGUAGCAGGAUAUUAUCUACAGGGGCAGUUAUACCUGGUACAGAAGCACGCGUGGUGUCUGUACACCAGAACGGUGUGCUGCUGCUGCUGCAGCGGUGCCGCAGAGUUCCUCCAAAGCACCACCAGCAGCAACAGCAGCAGCAGCAACAGCAGCAGCAGCAGCAGCAGCAGCAAGGAGGUGUCCUUGCCUUCGUGCCUUUGCUGCAUCUUGCUGAUGAGGUAGGGUCAACAUUACCAUCUGAAUUUGUAGUUAUUGCUGCUGUCUUCUCUGUGUCUCUUGGUCCCUUAAUUGCUUCUGCUGCUGCUGCUGCUGCUGCUGCUAAAAAGAAGCGUAAGCUCAACAGCAGCAGCAGCAGCAGCAGCAGCAGCACAGGAGAUUCAGCUAUGGAUCUCCUAUUAGCAGCAGCAGCAAAGAAGAUGGAGGCAGCAAUGCAGCAGCAGCAGCAGCUACGUGAUGUCUGUCUUAUUAGUCUUAAACCCUCUCUAUGCGCAUCUUCCCUUUGCAGCAGCAGCAGCAGCAGCAACAGCAGCAGCAGCAAUGGUGCAGUUAAUCGUUAUUUUGCUCGUAGUAGUUCUGAGUUACAGCAGAUGCAUGCAACAGCAGCAGCAGCAGCAGCAGCACCAUUGCUAUUAUUUGGAUAUAUUAAGCAAGAAGCAGCAGCAUGCGGGGUGUAUGUCUCCUUGGGGUGUAUGCAUGCACAAGGUGUCUCCUUUUAUCGUAAUAUAGCAGCAGACUUUGUCCCUACGCAGCAGCAUUUAUUAAGGAGAUUACCUAUAGGUCUAACUGUUAAGGCAGCACUGCAGCAGCAGCAGCAGCAGCAGCAGCAACAGCAGCAGCAGCAGCAGCAGCAGCAGCAGCAGCAGGUUGUUGAGUUAAGGCCUCAUAAGAUUAAUAAAAUUAUAAGAGAACAAACAACAGAUGCAGCAUUAGCUGCUGUUGCUCUCCCUACACUGCAGCGUAUGCUGCAGCAACGAGCAGCAGCAGCAGCAGCAGCAGCAGCAAAUGAUACUGAUGCUGCUGCAUGCAUCUGCAGCAAAGCCUUACGUGCUGGCGGUUUGCUGCGCUGCUCCUUCGUUAAGUUUUGCUGCAGCGGAGGAAAGUUUAGUGUUGCUGGUUGCUGCUGUGGGGCUGCAUGCGUUUAUAUUAUUGUUCCUCCUGCCUUCUUGCCUCCUAUGCUGCAGCGGCAGCUGCAGCAGCAGCAGCAGCAGGAUGGGGAGGAGGAAGAGGAGGAGCAGCAGCAACAAUUUGAUUGUCUUAUUGUUGCUGCUGAUCCUUGCAGCAAAGUUGCCUAUGGCUGCUGCAGCGGAGAUCUGCUGCAGCCCUUCCUGCUGCUGCAGCAGCUAGCAGCAAAAGCGCAGCAGCAAAACACCAAGAUGCUGCGGUGUACAGUAGGUGUUGCUGCAGCAGCAGCAGCAGCAGCAGCAGAUAAUGACGAGCUGCAGCAGGAAGAAAUUACUAUUCGCUUACAAAAGAAAGCGAAGGUUAAGCAGCAGCAGCAGCAGCAGCAGGAAGCAGCAGCAGAUGCAUGGGACUAUAAGAAUGAGGCAAUGCCCCCUGUCUUGCUGCAGCUGCUGCAGCAGCGGUUGCUGAAUAGACAGGAGCAGCAGCAGGAAGAGGAGGAGGAGCAGCAGCAGCAGAAAGGUGUCUUGGUUGCAGACAUGGGUCUGCUUGCUGUUGCUGCUGUUGCUGCAGAAGCAGCAGAGUUUAGUAUAGGAGACAGCAGCAAACCUUUGCUGCUGUCUCUUCCUCUUUUCUUUAUAACUGUGUCUCCUAUUAGCAACAAUGAGCAGCAGCAGCAGCAGCAGCAAGAGGAAGAAGAAGAGGAGGAAGCAGCAGCAGCUGCAGCAGCAACUCUUAAUGCUUCUGCUGCUCUUGUUGGAUGCCCAGUAGACUUAGUAGGCAAAUUCUCUCCUGUUACAGCAGCAACAGCAGCAGCAGGAGAAGAAGGAGAAGCAGCAGCAGCAGCAGCAGCAGCAAAGGCGUUGCCGCAGUUGCUGCUGCCUCUUUGCUGCCGAUCUCGUGAUGACGGGAAGGUAUCAUCAAGCGAGUCUGCUGCUGCUGCUGCUGCAGCAGCAGCAGCAGGUCCUCUGCAGCAGCUAAUAAACAAGGAGCAGCAGCAACUGCAGCAACUAGUAAAGACACCAACAGCAGCAGCAGAUCUAUAUAUUGGGGCUGUUAUCUGCUGCAGAUUAACAAAAGUUAAUGCAUGCGCUGCUGCAGCACAGCUGGUGUCUACUCAUAUAAAAGCUGAGGUGUAUAUACACUGUACAGAUGCCCUUCCUCCUGUUGCUGCUAAUACUAAGCAGCAGCAGCAGCAGCAGCAGCAGCAAGGAGGACUGUGGGCUCCUCCUCCUAUUAAGGAGGAGACAGAUCUUCCUGUGUCUCCUUUAGGGUUACUAAGACCGCAGCAAGAGAUAUAUGCUGUUGUGCUGGCUAUACACCGUAGACGCAGCAGCAGCAGCAACAGCAGCAGCAGCAGCAGCAGCGAAGAUGAAGGAUAUGGAGGGUUUAUGGAUUCCUUAAGGAAACAAAAACAGCAAGAAACAAUUGUUAUUAGUGCAGGCCUAUUUAGACCAGCAGCAACAGCAGCAGCAGCAGCAGCAGCAGCAGGAGAAAAGACAAGCACCAAACAAAAGAAACAAAAACAGCAGCAACAGCAGCAGCAGCAGCAGCAGCAGCAGCAGCAGCAUAGCGAAGCAGAGUGGGGUGUAAUAGAGAAGACUCUCCCUGGUCAUAUCUUUGUUAGUUGCGGUUGGAGCAGCAAGAGGGGUCAAGAAGAAGCGCAGCAGCAGCAGCAGCAGCAGCAGCAGCAGGACAACGACAAGGACAACGAACAGCAGCACCAGCAGCAGCAGCAGCAGCAGCCACGACGCCGUGGAGAGCAGCAACAGCAACAACAGCAACAGCAACAGCAGCAGAAGCAGCAUAAACAUAAUAGUAGAUUGCUGCCUCCUCCAUCACCGCAGCAGCAGCAGCUGCUGCUGUCUCCUAUUUUGUCUGCUGCUGCUUCUGCACCUAUACCCGAAGAAAUCACUAACCUAACGCAGCUGCUGCUGCUGUCUGCUAGCAGCAAGCUGCUGCUGCGCCUCCCCCUUCUUGCUACUGUACACUCUACUGAGCUAUCUGAUGUGCUGCUGCAGCAGCCGCUGCAGCAGCUGCAGCUAGCACCAGGGCAGUUCGUUACAGUGAAGAUCCUUAAACAGCAGCAGCAGCAGCAACAGCAACAGCAGCAACAGCAGCAGCAGCAGCAGCAGCCAGUGGCGCUGCAGGCUACUAUGAGGAGGAAAGCAAUAGAAGGAAUAAUUGAUGACGAAGAAGAUCUAACAAGACCUAAAAAUAUAGCAGAUAUAAAACGUGGCGCGUGCUACCCAGGUCUAGUUGUUGGUCACAGCAGCAGCGGCAUAUUUGCUGCAAUAAGCAGCAGCAUAACCUUACGUAUAUCAUUACAGCAGGCAGCAGCAGGUGUAUCUGCUGCAGCAGCAGCUGCAGCAGGUGGAGCUGGAUCAGCAGCAGCAGCAGCAGCAGCAGAUAGAGAUGGUAGCAGCGGACUACUUAGUAUAGAGGAAGCAAAAAGAAUAUUCCCUCUAGGUUAUUUGCUGCCUAAGAUUUACAUCUUAUCUGUUGAUUAUGCUGCUGCUAAGGUUGAUGGAUCCUUGAAUCCUGCUGCUGCUGCUGCUGCUGCUGCUGCUGCAGCAGGAGGCGGUGCUGGUGGUCGUAGAGGACAGCAGACACUCCUGCUGCAUCGUUAUCAAGGUGACGCCAAGGCACCCACCGUAGCAGGAGCAGCAGCAGGAACAGCAGCAGCAGCAGCAGCAGCAGGAGAAGGAUCAAUGGAGCAGCUGCGUCUGCUGCUGCUGCAGUGUCUACGUAAAGGAUUAGUAGUAGAAGGAACAGUACGGGGUGUACAUGCAUAUGGUGUAUUUGUACGUUUGUCUCUUUUUGCUGCGGAUACACCUGACGAGGGCCCAGCUGUCUCCUUUCUGCAGCAGCAGCUGCAGCAGAAGCAGCAGCAACUGCAGCAACUACAGCAGCAACAACAACAACAAAAGGGUAAAGAACAACAACAAGAUCCUCAAUUACAGAAAAAGAUAAAGAAAGCUUCUGCUGCAGUUGCUGCUGCUGCUGCUGCACUGCAGCAACUGCAGCAGCUACGUCUUGUUGCUGUUGAUUCCCUCUGUGCUGCUGCUAGGUUAGGUGCAGCAACAGCAGCAGAGAAGGAAAGAAGAUUAAAUUUAUUAAAUAAUGGAGAUAUAGUACAGGCAAAGAUUGUUGCGCUGCAGCAUAUUACUUGUCAGCAUGACGAGGAUGACAGCAGCAACAGCAGCAGCAGCAACAGCAGCAGCAGCAGCAGCAGCAGCAGCAGCAGCAAGACGUGGCAAAGUGUUAAAGUUGAUAUUUCUCUUGAUCCUGCUGAUCUACCACCUCCAGAGGAAUAUGAAGAACAGGAGGAGCAGCAGCAGCAGCAAGUUGCUGCUGCUGCUGUUGCUGCAGUACCUGCAGCAGCAGCACCUGCAGCAGCAGCAGCAAAUGCAGCAGAUAAGAGGGCAGCCUCCUUAGCAAAUGAGGAAGCAGACACAGCAGCAACAGGAGAGAGCAGCGAGACAGAUGAUGAGGAAGAUAUGCAGCAGCAGCAGAUGCUGCAACAGCAGCAGCAGCAGCAGCAGCAAGUGUGGGGUUGGGAGGAGACAGUACCAGCAGCAGGAGACACAGGAAGUGCAGCAGAAGAAUCAGAAGAAGAAGAAGAAGAAGCAGCAGCAGCAGCAGCAGAAAAAGGAAAGAAAAGCAAAAGGGAUAAACUAAGAAAAAAACGGGAGAUGCAAGAAGCACUAGAAGCACUAGAGGCGAAGCAGCAGCAGCAGCAGCAGCAGCAGGAAGAAGGAGGAGAGCAGCCAAACUCUGUAGAAGACUUUGAGCGUUUGCUGCUUACUCAUGGGUGA